AUGCUUUCACGUCUUGCGCUGUGGCUCGUGGACGCCUUGCGGGAUCUGGUAGCGAAGCAAGAAGCAUCGCGCAGGGAGGCCAAGCGUCGACGCAAAGGAUCCGCGGUGGGCGGUGGAGAUGGUGAGAUGACGGAAGAGAUGAUGGAGGCACCAUCGAAGAGCGCUGCUCAGGGAUUGCCCUUUGUCCUUGCGGCGCUGGACGAGAGGAGGGAUAGGUUCGUCGUUGUUGGACUGACGGGAUCGACAGAAUUUGGUGAUACGAGGAGAAAUCGGUUCGGCUUGGCUUUUCAGGAAGCAGCUAGUCAGUCUGGAGCUAGGACUAGACAUGACCAAUUCGACACGUCGGCCAUCGAGGUGCGCAAAGACGAUCUGACUGCUUUCAUCGAGAGACUGCAUGUGCGCGCUUGA
Ceraceosorus bombacis is the source of this 408-nucleotide messenger RNA. Lineage: Eukaryota; Fungi; Basidiomycota; Exobasidiomycetes; Ceraceosorales; Ceraceosoraceae. The record is from the annotation of a GenBank genome assembly.